Molecule: messenger RNA, 1107 nt
Organism: Penicillium lagena
Lineage: Eukaryota; Fungi; Ascomycota; Eurotiomycetes; Eurotiales; Aspergillaceae
Product: Zn(II)2Cys6 transcription factor domain-containing protein
Exons: 2
Coding region: 1-1107 (368 amino acids)
Biological process (GO): positive regulation of transcription by RNA polymerase II
Cellular component (GO): nucleus
Molecular function (GO): DNA-binding transcription factor activity, RNA polymerase II-specific; sequence-specific DNA binding; zinc ion binding
Source: RefSeq, a predicted model, not a curated record
AUGGCCUCGCACAUCCCGGGGUGUCGCAUGAGAUCGGCGUGCAACGCCUGCCACUUCGCCAAGCUGCGCUGCUCAGGUGGCUCGCCAUGUGCCAACUGCCAGAUCUCCAGCCAGCCGUGCGCCUAUAGCCUGUCCAAUCGCCUGGGGCGGCCCAAGGGCGUCAAAAACAAGCGAUCGACUGGCGACUCUGCGCGCGCGACAUCCACCCGGUCGAACCUGCAGGAGACGAACCUCAAGCGGCCGCCGAUGAACGGUCACGAUGUUUCCACGACGGCCAGCACGGAGCCGGAGGGGAUGGCCGAUCUCGAUCGUCUGGUCCACGCGAAUUAUCCCAUGUUGCCGGACGAGCUUGACCUAUUCACAGCCUUUGCAGCCUAUCCUGGUGAUCUCCCGCUGCCGCCGCACAAGUCGGCAAGUGGAUAUGUGACGCCGUCCAACAGCAUCCACGGCGACGCCACCUCGCUCGAAGUCUCCCACCGGUGCAUCUGCGCUCAGCAACACGCCGACCUGCUCUCUCAUCUUCGCGCAAUGCGCCAGCAGCCGGCCCCAACCUCCGUGGACGCCCUGCUGGCAGCGGGUCAGCGCACCUUAGCUACAUGGAAGCACUUCAGCCAAUGUCUCGCGUGUAGCAGACCCGUCAACGAAGAGACCAUGCUCCUCUCGGCAAUCAGCAUGCGCAGCAUGCUGCGCCUGCUACAGACCUUCUCCUCAUGUGUCGCGACCGAACACCCGGCGCCUACCAGCAUGCUGUCCCCGUCCUUAGAGGAUGCCGACGGCCCGCUGAGUAUGACCAUCGGCGGAUACCAAAUCGAAGGGGACGAGCGACACAUGGUCGGGAACAUGUUGGCGCUGCACACGCUAAACCGCAUCGAGUUUGCCGUCUCAUGUCUCACGGAGCGCGUCGCUAGCUGCACGCGGCCGGGCACGUCGUCAGGUGAGAGGAUGCCUGCGAAGUGGAUGGCGCCCGACGAUAGUGAGUUGGAGAGCGACCUACAGCCGGUGCAGGUGAUCCUGCAAGGAAUGGAGGCGACGAUCGGGAAGCUCAGCCAGGCUCUGCAGUGGAAACAUCGCGUCGCGACGAUGAAGAUGUACGGAGGAAUGGGAUAG